Molecule: messenger RNA, 1262 nt
Organism: Impatiens glandulifera
Lineage: Eukaryota; Viridiplantae; Streptophyta; Magnoliopsida; Ericales; Balsaminaceae
Product: putative anthocyanidin reductase
Exons: 5
Coding region: 88-1128 (346 amino acids)
Molecular function (GO): oxidoreductase activity, acting on the CH-OH group of donors, NAD or NADP as acceptor
Source: RefSeq, a predicted model, not a curated record
CCAUUCAUUGAUUUAUCCACCCAUCUUCCUCCUCCUCCACUACUACUACAAGUAGUAAAAAACAUCAUCAAGAAGAGAAUUGUGAAAAUGGAAGAACAGAGCAAUUUCUACAAAGUCUGUGUAACUGGAGGUUCUGGUUUCAUUGGUUCUUGUCUUGUCAAGAAACUCCUGGAAAGAGGACACACUGUCCAUGCCACCACCCAAAAUCUAGGGGAUGAAUCCAAGGUCAAGGUUUUGAAAUCUUUGCCUAAUGCAGAAACCAAUCUGGUGCUGUUUCAAGCAAAUAUAUACAACCCAGAUGAAUUUGGACCUGUCAUUGAGGGAUGUCGUUAUGUCAUCCAUUUGGCAACCCCUCUUCAGCAUAACCCCGCCGGCGCCGCCUCUUCUUCUCCGUACAAGGACACUACAGAAGCUGCGGUCGCCGGGGUGAGAACCAUUGCAGAUUUGUGCAGUAGAUCGGCAACUGUGAAACGUUUGAUCUUCGCGGGCAGCGUGAUGGCUGCUUCGCCUUUUAAAGAAGAUGGGUCUGGUUAUAAAGCUUGUAAUGAUGAAUCUUGCUGGACUCCUCUGCAUCUUCCUUAUUCUUCCUUGAAGAACGACAUGGAUCUCCUGGCUUAUGUUAGGUCAAAGACAUUAUCAGAGAAAGAAUUACUUGGGUAUAACGUGGGUGAACUGGAAGUGGUGAGCCUGAUAUGUGGACUGGUUGGAGGGGAUGUUCAAAUGUUGGGUUAUGUGCCAAUGAGCGUACGAGCUGUAGUAGGGCAGUUAACGGGACAUCCUUUCAGUUAUUUAGGGUUAAAAUCGAUUCAAGAAUUGUCGGGAUCAGUUCCUCUUAUACAUAUUGAAGAUGUUUGUGAAGCAUUUAUAUUCUGCACUGAGCAAUCUUCAAUGAAGGGUAGGUUUAUGUGUGUGGCUGUUGAUCCAACAAUUUCCGAGAUGGCUGAGUAUUUCCAAAACAAGAAUCCUAAACUCAAGAUACAGGACGGGCUGAUUGUAGAAGCAGAGAAGGGAAGCUGUUGUGACAUUUCUAAGCUUAAGAAGAUGGGAUUUAGUUAUAAAUAUGACAUGGAUGUUAUAUUAAACGACAGCAUCAACUGUGCAAAGCGAUUUGGUCUCUUGCAACUCUAGUUAUACUGUUUGUUUGAUUGUUUAAGAUGAAUUAAUUUAUAUGUACUUCAGACCGGAUCUUCAGGAGUUUGUUUAUGUGGAUUGGUUGGUUUUGAUUUCCUCUUUAUAUAUAUAACCAGGUGGGAUUAAUUAUA